GUAAGCAAUGAAGUGUGGUAGACAUUCUGUAAGGAUGUUGAAAUUUCAGCAACUAGCAUUGGUUUAAUACAUGCACAUAUUGGGAAUUCAAGUGGAAAUGUUUCAUUUGCUGAAGAGAGGCAUUAGGACAUGCAUCCUUCUACAGCUACAGUGGAUGUGGUUCUACCUAUGCAUGAUCAAUGAGUUGUUUCCCAGCCAAGCGUUUCCGAUAACUACAGAACAACCAGAUUUAUAUUGGUGGCCAGACAUCGAAUUUACCGACACAAACAUCUCAGGUAACAUUCAUGUACGUGUAAAACGAUCCAACGACUCGGCACCUCCUCCCAAACAAUAUGCGAAUGCAAUAGAGGAAUUUUACGCAGAUCCCAAUAACAGGGCCAUGUACCUAGUUCUACCACUGAUCGUUCUUAUUUAUGGGGGGUGCAGUUCUAUCUAUUGUAUUCACAAAUGUUGCCGCUACGUCAAACGAAAGAAAUUAGAAAAGGAAAUGCAAUCAAGGGAACGGUUAACUUCUGAAACUGAAAGUUGUUCUGGAAUAGAAGAUACAGAAGAAAAAUUGCAUUUUGAACCAGAGAGAGAAUCAUCACCUGUAUAUAAAGAAAAUAUACAUAUAACAGAAAAGAAAAACUCUCCACCUCCUGCUUACGAACAAACAAGACAAAAGGUCGAAGCUAUGCCACUUGAAGAUGUUGAAGAAUCUAACGACGCACAUCUCAAUAAGAUAGAAAACAUUCAACAUAAAGAGACUAGUUUUAUUGAGAGAAAGGAUAACGGACAAGUGGUUGAAAAGAUCAAGACUCCCGAAGUGAGCAAAAAUACUCCUCGCCGAAAUAUCGACUCACGAUCUUCUAGUAUGAUGUCAUCUAUCAGGCCAAAGCCAUCGCCACCGCCAGCUUAUGAAAAAAGGACCUCACCCGAUGGAAAGUCAUCAAAGGGCAAGGAGCUGUUUGAAUUAACACCAAGAGACAUUGAAGACAUUUUGAAUUACUACAGCGACAAGAAACACAUGCCUGAUGUGAUCCCAGAUGAUACAGAAAAUGUUGUUCCAUUGAGAAAGAAAGUAACGAAAUGGAAGCACAGAGUUUUUAAUGGGUAAAAAUAGCAUCAGAUGAAUACUUAACCCCAGAGAGAAGCAGGAAGCAUUGUAAUCUGGAAUUUGUCAUUUUGACCGCAUUAUGAAAACUAUGCAUUAUGAAAACUAUGUCUUUUCACUGUACUGAAAUUUAAGACACCACCCAUUUGCUUUUUAGCGAUCAGACAAUGGAUCAGAUGUUCCAUAACUAUCACGUCAAUCGAACAAUUUAACCAACGGUAUAUGAUUUUUAAAGAUUUCUUUGUAGUGGUGUUCUACAGAAAAUUUAUAUUCAUCAACCUGCAAAUAUAUCAAUUAAAGACAUACCAAGUAUUGUUAUAAACAGUUGAUCACUAUCCGUUAUCAUGUCAAUCUGUUUCUGAUUUGGUAUCUUUUAGCACUUUUUUAAUCAUGUGAAUAGUUUGCAUUAUGCAAAAGUGUUACAUUUAUAUUUUGAUAAUGUAUUUAGAAUU
Saccostrea echinata is the source of this 1545-nucleotide messenger RNA. RefSeq lists its product as uncharacterized. Lineage: Eukaryota; Metazoa; Mollusca; Bivalvia; Ostreida; Ostreidae. The record is from RefSeq and is a predicted model, not a curated record. The transcript has 3 exons. The coding region runs from base 71 to 1096 and encodes 341 amino acids.